Molecule: messenger RNA, 1085 nt
Organism: Saprolegnia diclina VS20
Lineage: Eukaryota; Oomycota; Saprolegniomycetes; Saprolegniales; Saprolegniaceae
Exons: 8
Coding region: 279-986 (235 amino acids)
Biological process (GO): protein targeting to membrane; peptidyl-L-cysteine S-palmitoylation
Cellular component (GO): endoplasmic reticulum; Golgi apparatus
Molecular function (GO): protein-cysteine S-palmitoyltransferase activity
Source: RefSeq, a predicted model, not a curated record
UUGCAAUAUGAUGGUCGUCGUCCGCGCCGUGAAGCGGGUCUGGGCCUGGUUCUUCGAGGAGCGCAACUGCAUCUUCCAGCUCUUCUACCUCUCGCUCCUCUCGCUCUGCUACGGCGUGCUCGUCACGGAGGCUUGGCACACGCUCGACCUCCUGGACCGGGUCAUUGCGAUCUUCUUCGCGUUUGCAUGCUUGGGCCUCUUUGUCCGCGUCUCGUUCGUGGACCCCGGUGUCAUCACCCAUCGCAACCUUUCAACGCAGCAGCACUACCCGGACCACGAUGCGCUCUACCCCCGUGGCCGCGUCUGCCGAACCUGCAAGACCCUCAAGAUCCCGCGUUCCAAGCACUGCCGCGUGUGCAACCACUGCGUCGCCCGCUUCGAUCACCACUGCAGUAGACACCGAGCAUACCUAUGGCACCUUCGCCACACUGAUUCUCCUAGUCUGGGUCAACACAUGCAUCGCCCAGCACAACUACAACGCGUUCUUCUUCUUCCUCGUCGUCAAUGUCUGCGGAAGUAGCCACCUCGUGUACCUCCUCUGCAGCGUCUUCAUCGACAAGAUGACGCACUCGCUCGCAGACGCGCGCAACGCGUCCGUCGCGCUCCUGACGCAAGUGCUCACCGACAUCAUCUUGUCGCCAGAGAACGCGCGUGUCGCGUUCGUUGCGUCGCUCGCGCUCGCGGUUUGGUUCCUCGUGAGCCUCCUCCUCGGGUGCCAAAUGGGCCGCGUGUACCGCAACUGCACCGCCAACGAGCACUUCAAGCGCCAGCGCCUUCACAAAGACCACGCGGACGACGUGCCGGCGCCGACGCGUCCCGUGGCUUUUGACAUGUCGUGGGGCGGCGUCGGGCUCGUCGACGCGAGCAGCGCUGAGACGUCGUUGCUCCUCACAGCCGACGACAUUGACCGCAACCCGUACGACGGCGGCGUACUGCACAACGUUUGCGAUGCCUUCAACAUCACGCGCAAAGAUAAAACCGAUUAGGAAUAGAUCGCGCCGCUUUGUGUCUACGCCUUGGUCUCUCCGGUCGCCGGCGCCGCGGCCGGCGUCGCGUCGACCUCGAGCGCAAUGUCCUCGACGGCC